This is a messenger RNA of Oryzias latipes (Japanese medaka), 3022 nucleotides long. Lineage: Eukaryota; Metazoa; Chordata; Actinopteri; Beloniformes; Adrianichthyidae. The record is from RefSeq and is a predicted model, not a curated record.
UUGAUCUUCAUGAUGGACAGCUGCAUUUUUUUGUUCACUCCUGGGACUCAAAGGGCAACAAGAUGACUGUUCCUGUCAUGGUCCUGCAUCAUGGACAUCACCAUGUAAGCAGAGAUGCUGAGCAGCACCAUGGAGGUCACAGACACCAGAACCAUCACAACACUGAAGUGGAUUCUGCCAAUACCAAAGAGACUGCAGAACAUCCAGAUGUGGACGUCUAUUAUUUUCCCAAGUCGAGUAAUGGACUGAGGAGGAUGAAGAGAGACUGGGUCAUCCCUCCUAUCAAUGUUCCUGAGAAUAGCAAUGGACCCUUUCCACUUAAAAUGGUUACGAUUCGCUCCAGUGAGGACAAAAUAAAGAAGAUCAUCUACAGGAUCACAGGUCCAGGAGCCAAUGAAGAUCCUGUUGGACUCUUUACAAUGGACAAAGACACUGGUGAUCUUUUUGUUCAUCAGAGACUUGACAGAGAGAAACAAGCACAUUAUACACUGUUUACACACACUGAUGUUGUUGGGGCGAGCAAAGCAGAGGAUCCUAUGGAAAUCAUCAUCAAUGUAAUUGAUAUGAAUGACAACAAACCCAUUUUUGAACAGACAUCCUAUGUGGCAGAAGUUGCUGAAUCCUCACCAAAAGGGACUACAGUGAUUCAGGUUAAAGCCACUGAUGCUGAUGAACCAGGCAAUGACAACUCAAUUAUCAGAUACACUAUUCUGAGCCAGGAACCUAAACUUCCCAGUGAUUCCAUGUUUGCCAUUGACACCGACAAUGGGGCCAUCAUGGUUAAAGGUGUUGGUUUGGACAGAGAGAAAUAUCCUGAGUAUAGUCUGGACAUACAAGCAGCGGAUAUGAAAGGAGAAGGAUUAAAUGGAAAAACAAAAGUAGUUUUGAAAGUGACGGACAGCAACGACAACCCUCCAGUCUUUACUGCAUCUACUUAUCAGGGAUCAGUUGAUGAAAACGCAGUGGGGGUUCUGGUUGUUAAAAUGUCAGUAACUGAUGAAGAUGAACCAAACACCCCAACAUGGAACGCCAAGUUCAAGAUUGUCGGAGGAGAUCCUGAUGAUUUUUUUUCCAUAGAAACAGGAUCCAGCAAACAAGAAGGAAUCAUUAAAACUGCUCAGGGACUGGACUUUGAGAAAAGCAGAACACACACUCUGGAGGUUAUUGUGGAGAACGGCGUCCCUUUUACCAUUCCACUGACCACCUCCACCGCCACAGUGGUGGUGACCGUGAAGGACGUCAAUGAGCCUCCAAUCUUUAAAGAAAAGGAGAUGACCGUUCAAAAGCCUGAGGACCUUCCUGUGGAAAGUGUGGUUAUUAAGUCUGAGGCAGAAGACCGAGACUUUGAACGUGAAAACAAUGUCAAGUAUAAAAUAAUUGAUGACCCUGAAAACUGGCUGACAGUGGACGAGGAUUCAGGGCUGGUGAAGGUGAAAAGCCUCAUGGACAGAGAGUCCCCUAAUGUGACGGACAAUAAAUACACGGUGCUCCUUGGUGCUUAUGAUAAUGAUCUAGUCCCAGCCACUGGAACUGGCACGUUGAUCAUUAUACUUGAAGAUGUCAACGACAACGCACCAGCGAUUGUAGAACGGGAAACACAGAUUUGCAAGCACCAGCGGACUCCUGCACUGCUGAGUAUAGUGGAUAAAGACGAAGCCGCUCAUUCUGCUCCGUACAGUGUGGCCGUUCAUGAAAAGUACUCGGCCAACUGGACGGCUAAGAUGAACGAAAGCGAAACUGGAAUCGAGCUGUUUUUAAAGUCUGAAAUCCCUGAAGGAAAAUACAAAGUGGUCCUGAGGGUCGCAGAUCGUGGUAACCUGGACCAGGAAAGCUCCAUCAAUGUGGAAGUGUGCACCUGUUUAGAAAAUGGACUUUGUCCUCUGACUGGAACUGGACUGCCAGCAUAUAUUUGGGGAAUACUUGGAGCUCUGCUGCUGCUGCUGGUGGUUCUGGCAGUGCUGUUUGUUUCCAGAUGGAGAAGAGCAAAGGGGCAAGGGGAGCAACACCUACAAAGUAUUGAAUGGAGAAGACAACCAGAUAGACAAUUGUAGGAUUAACUGUUGCUGGUCCAAGCAAUAUCUGAUGUGUUUUCUGGUGUGUGUCAUCCUCACACCCCAAUUCAAAGCUAAAGACAGCUAGAUCCCUUUUGUUUUUGCUUUUAUCGUAAACAUCUUGUGUUAUAGGAUGGUUAUAGAACACACUCAUACUUGCACCUGAUUUUCAAAGUGUUAAAUAAAGUUUUUAAUCUUUUCUUUUUCUUGGAUUUAUAAAAAGUUCAUGAAUUUAUUUGUAAAAUUAUUUUUGAGAUUUGGGAUGAAAAUCAGGCCAGCCAUCACAUCAAUGAAGAUCUACUGAACAAAAUAAUUAUGGAAGAUGGUGUCUGUUGUGCCUUGUAAAUAGUUUUAAAGGGUCUUUAAAGUUUCAUUGUUGACAAAAGCUCAUUCUGUCACUGACAUAUGCUACAUAUUAAGUCAUCCUUUUUGCAGAUGAUCUGCUGUUUGUCUUAUGGCGUAAAUGCAUUUCCCAGAUAACCUGAGUAAGUUCUGGGUGAAGCAGCAGAUGGGAAUCCCCUUCAGAAACAUGGCCUUUUUCUACCUUUAGCUUGUUUAUUUAUUCAUUCAUUUUGGCAAUUUUUGAAUUUGUAUAUCAUCUGAAACAGUUUGCUAAAAAAUGAUUUCAGAAUUGUUCAUUCAUGAGCUAAAGACACUCUCCCACUUUGAAUAUUCUGCCUUUGAAGCAUACAUGCAGUUUACAAUGUAACAGUUGCAGAAGUUCAAAAAAUAUUUCAGCUAAAAACAAAACAUUUGUUUGUUAAACUCAAUUAAGAUAGAUACUACUUGGUGGCAUUCAUAUCUGUGCAACAUAAAAGAUUUCUGAGACUGUAAACUAUAAGACUAUAAACUUUUUCAUCGUCUUUUUUUUUUUUAUUGAUGGAUGGCUUUUUUCAGUUCCCUGCUGUUUCCCCUGUGUCAGCUAAACAUGUAAAUAUUUACAAUAAACUUUGCUCAUUUGACUGCUGGAA